AUGAUGCGCUACGUGCUGUGUAUCCUCGCUCUCCUGCUCUCAUGUGCGUGUGUGCACGUCCUCGCUGAAGAAGUGCCUGCCGCCGAUCUUUCCGACCAAGUCCCUGAUACGGAGAGUGAGACAAAGAUUCUUCUUCAAGGAGCUCCUCAGUGCACUAAUGGUACUGUACUUUCUGAUAAUCCUAAAUGUGGGAAAGUUACAACAGCACAUCCGAAAACACCUGGAGUUGGUAAAGGUGAUCCUGAGUGCUCUGAAGGUCCUGAUUCUACUCGUAAUUGUACUCCACUUGGUGAGAAAGCUGGUGGUGGUGGUGUUGCUGGUGCUUUUGAGUGCUCUCGUGCCGGUUCCACUUCUUCCGAUGAAAAACCUUGUCCUCCUGAAGACGCACCACAACUACCUCCACCUCCACCUCUUCCUCCUGGUCCUGGUGCUCCUUCUCCUGGUAAAGAAGGUUCUGGUGUUACUUGUCCCGACAGUUCUCAAUCUUCUGAUUCUAAUACUUGUGGUGGUGAUGGUGGCUCUCCUGGUCUUCAAACUGAUGCUACUCAUUGUUCAAAUGGUGAUACUGCUUCCACUGGCGGUACUUGUCGGCCUUCUACGGGUGAUGUUGCUCCUGAUACUCGUGAUCAAGGCGCACAGGGAUCCGGUGAUAAUGUCGACGAACAAGUUUCUGCAGGUGCUGGUGGUGAACGUUCCACUGGUCCUUCCAGCGACACUGCUGCUCCUUCUGGUCCAGCUGCUGGUCCUUCCACUACAUCUUCCUCACCAGGUGAUGGGAACAUUAGUGAAUCUACAAGUGUUGGUCACACUGAAAGCGCAACAACACCAACUUCUCCUUCUCCCACUAAUUCGUCCACAGAAAGUACCGCUGGAUCUGCUGCA
This is a messenger RNA of Trypanosoma theileri, 882 nucleotides long. RefSeq lists its product as uncharacterized. The annotation marks the transcript as partial. The record is from RefSeq and is a predicted model, not a curated record. The transcript has a single exon. Lineage: Eukaryota; Euglenozoa; Kinetoplastea; Trypanosomatida; Trypanosomatidae.